GGACGUUUGGGCCUUGGAAAUUCCAUAGCAGAUGACUUGAAAACCGGUGACCAGCCCACGCCCAUGCAGAUAUUUGUGGCCGGAAACCCACUCCUUGGGUGGCAGAAGAGGGAAUCAAAAGCCCAAGAAAAGCGUGGCUUUGUUGGAGAACAUGCUCAGUUGCAGCUCAUUGCCUGUGGUGGUAUGCAUUCAGCAGCGGUCGAGAAGGAUGGUUCUUGUUGGCUUUGGGGUCAUGGUGAGUAUGGGCAAAAUGCUUCGGCAGAACUGGAAGACAUUUGGAAGCCCAGCUUGCUUUCAGCAGUGGAUCCCAUCUCCAGAAUGAAGAUCAAAGUGAUGUCUGUGGCUUUGGGCAUGGAACAUUGCUUGAUGAUUUCCACCAACCUGGAGCUUUUCAGUUGGGGUCGUAACCAUCGUGGUCAAUUGGGCUUGGGCACCACCACGGAUACCUGCGAACCCACCUUUGUGGCUGCAUUGGCUAAGGCCAGUUCAGUGGCAGCCGGCGAAGAUCAUUCUGCAGGCAUUACACCGGGAGGUGAGGUAUACACUUGGGGCAAUGCGGAAUGUGGAAAGCUGGGACAUGGUUCCAGCAUGAUCCGCAGCGCCAUGAGUUUUCCCAAGCAGAUCAACAUGGAGACACGAGUGAAGAAAGUGAACUGUGGACCUUUACAUACAGCUCUCAUCGGCAACAAUGGCGAACUUCUCACUUUUGGUGCUGGGUGGUUUGGGAGACUUGGGCAUGGUGACAUGAAUAAUCAAUAUUCGCCGAAGUUGGUUGAGCAAGUUUUGCAAGAUCUGGGCUCAGACUUGAAGGGGUCUCCACGAUUCCUGGACGUGACCUGUGGCUCUUUUCACACAUGUGUGAUUUGUGAAGGAUCCAUGCUGUGGGUCUGUGGCCGAGACUAUCUUGUCUGCGAAUCAGACCACAUCACAACUCCGUUGCUCUUCGGAAGAAUUGAAGAGGGGGCUGCGCAGCCCGAAAUUGUGACUGUUGUAGCCGGUGCCAAUCACACUCUUUGUCUGACCCGCUCAGGAAAUUUGUGGGGAUGGGGUGACAACAGCAAAGGCCAACUUGGCCUUGGUGGAGGGUCACCAGACCACGCACUACCCACAUUGAUAUCUUGCAAAGGGUGGAGAGGGAGAGAGAGUACCGGAAGAGAAGCAAAAGACUCCAAGGAGCCCACUGACACAGAGCUUACGGCGCCUCCUGAAAGUCCCACAAAGUCUGGGAAAUUAAAAUCAAAGGCCAGGAUUGUUGAGGCCCCCGAAGUGAUGGGAGUUGCUUGUGGCUACGCACAUUCCAUGGCUGUCACAGAUACUGGUGACAUUUGGGCCUGGGGCUUGCAAAGUGGUGGGCGACUUGCACUGAAGGUUCCCUUUGACGGAAAGUUCUGCCCGAUCCCACAGAAGGUUCAUCCGUCCUGGAAGUUGGUUGAAAAGCAGCCACCCGGACGCGGUGGAUGAGGAGCGUUUCACUGCUCG
Molecule: messenger RNA, 1479 nt
Organism: Cladocopium goreaui
Lineage: Eukaryota; Dinophyceae; Suessiales; Symbiodiniaceae
Source: the annotation of a GenBank genome assembly